AUGAAAAUCAAUGUAUCCCGUCCAUUACAGUUUUUACAAUGGAGUUCAUAUAUUGUUGUUGCAUUUCUGAUACAAUUGCUAAUCAUUCUUCCUUUAUCGAUCUUAAUAUAUCACGAUUUUUACCUAAGACUAUUACCUGCCGAUUCCUCUAACGUAGUCCCCCUUAAUACGUUCAACAUUUUAAAUGGCGUACAAUUUGGUACAAAAUUCUUCCAAUCUAUUAAAAGCAUUCCGGUAGGUACAGAUCUGCCGCAAACAAUAGACAAUGGCUUAUCACAGUUAAUCCCCAUGCGUGACAACAUGGAAUACAAGCUCGAUCUAAACCUACAGCUUUAUUGCCAGAGCAAAACUGACCAUUUAAAUUUAGACAAUUUGUUAAUUGAUGUUUACAGAGGUCCAGGCCCGCUAUUGGGUGCUCCUGGAGGAAGUAACAGCAAAGAUGAAAAAAUCUUUCACACUUCUAGACCUAUUGUCUGCCUCGCACUGACGGAUUCCAUGUCGCCUCAGGAGAUCGAACAACUAGGCCCAUCACGUCUAGACGUUUACGAUGAAGAAUGGCUAAAUACAAUAAGAAUAGAGGACAAAAUAUCGUUAGAGUCUUCAUAUGAAACAAUCUCGGUGUUCUUGAAAACGGAGAUUGCCCAAAGAAAUCUAAUAAUACAUCCAGAAAGUGGGAUUAAGUUUAGGAUGAAUUUUGAGCAGGGAUUAAGAAACUUGAUGCUUCGAAAAAGAUUUUUAUCUUAUAUUAUUGGCAUUUCAAUUUUCCAUUGCAUAAUAUGUGUACUUUUUUUUAUCACAGGUUGCACUGCAUUCAUUUUUGUUAGAAAGGGUCAGGAAAAAUCCAAGAAACAUAGCUGA
Messenger RNA from Saccharomyces cerevisiae S288C, 858 nucleotides. It is a transcript of the gene SEI1, whose product is annotated as seipin. The record is from RefSeq and is marked reviewed. The coding region runs from base 1 to 858 and encodes 285 amino acids. Gene Ontology annotation, cellular component: endoplasmic reticulum membrane. NCBI's taxonomy places the organism in Eukaryota, Fungi, Ascomycota, Saccharomycetes, Saccharomycetales, Saccharomycetaceae. The transcript has a single exon.